This is a messenger RNA of Amphiprion ocellaris (clown anemonefish), 2260 nucleotides long. RefSeq lists its product as uncharacterized. The record is from RefSeq and is a predicted model, not a curated record. Bases 98 to 1528 code for a protein of 476 amino acids. NCBI's taxonomy places the organism in Eukaryota, Metazoa, Chordata, Actinopteri, Pomacentridae. The transcript is spliced from 8 exons.
CUGGAGCUGAGCCAUACAGUGAAAGGAGGAACUGACUUUACCCACUGAAGAAAAAUAUCCUCACAGAUUUCAAAUUCCAGCAUCCAAGACCAGCAAAAUGAAGAGCUUUUUCCUUCUCAUCCUCUCACUGAUGACAGGUUGGGAGGUGCGGUCAAAGGAAUGCAGAGACGGAUCAUCUAAAUUCAUAUGCGCAUAUCCUAAAACCAACGGAAAAUAUCAAAUGACUCCAAGAGAUCAUCACUGUGACAAACAGCCAGACAAAAUAAGAACUCUGAAGGUGAUCGUCAAGCAACAUGGGGACUUAUGGAAGCACCAAUGCAACUCACAGUCUAGUUCAUCACCUGAGACAGUGGAGCUGAAAUUUGAAGUUGACGACGAAUGCCCAAAAGGUGUAAAGUAUCAUCUCUUCAGCGGAGCUAAAACCACCAUCACAUGUGAUCACUCAGGAAGCAAAGACAAGUCAAUGUUUUUCUGCAAAGACAUCCGUUCCACCUGUGAAGAUAUUUUAUCAAGAAACUCUUCUCUGACGUCAAAUGGGAGAUUCACAAUCUCAGACACAGCUCGUGGCGUCAGUGUGUCCAUCAGGAAUGUGUCCUCACAGGAUAACGGUGUCUACUGGUAUGGAGUGAAGUCAGGUCAGAAAGAGAAAAUACAGACAGUGUCACUCACAAAAGUAAGACUGAUGUUUAAAAAUAUUACGUUCUUCACACGAUACCCAACUGCUGGACAGAACUUCACAUACUGGUGCAGUUACAAGGAGAUUCGUUUAGGCAGGCACUUGACAAAAUUUAUCUGUAAGGGAAAAAGUCCAUCUGAGUGUGAAGUUCUAGCAACAACCAAGGGGCCUCAUCUGAACACAAGGUUUUCCAUGUUCGAUGACAAAGCAAAGACAAAAAUCACCAUAAGCGUAACAGAAGUAACAACAAAUGACACUGGGACUUACUGGUGUGGAGUACAAAAAUUUGACCCACAAAGCAGAGAGGAGUUCCUCCACAAAUUCUUCAUGAAUGUAUCAUCAGCAACAUCCACAGCUCCUGUACCUGCAACUGUACCUCCUCAGAGUCAUGAUAGAUUUCAGUUUAUCUUUGCUGUGAUCUCCUGUGUAGCUGUGCUGCUGAUGCUGCUGAUGCUGUUUGUAGCACUUCUGAUCUUUAUCUACAAACGAUGGUCAGCUCCAAAACACAACACAAAUGCAGCAGCAGAAAUGUAUCCCAAAGAGAAUAAUAUCAUUGAAGAGAUUCAGGAGCGCCUCCAGAUUCCAGACUCAGAAAAUGAAAUGAAUACAAUUUACGUCACUGCCAACCUUCCUGCAAACCCGACUCCCUCACUGCACUACUCCACCAUCCACUUUCAAAGCAGCCCUGACAGAGCUGGAAGAGAGGCGCUGAUCCCCAAACCGAGCUCCUCUGCCUGCCAAUACUCCACUGUUAAGUGCAGCCGAAGUCCAACCGACUCGGCUGUGAGUCAACCAUCAGGACCUACAGGGGAACCGCUCUACUCAACAGUCAACAAACUGAGGAAACAGUGAGCAUAGACCAGCUCUGUAAGGAAUUUAUAACGUUUACAAUAUGUAUGGUGGGAAAUUCAGGUGUGGAAAAAAAGGCUAUAAAAAGAAGUUACAUUUUGGCAGCUGGGAAAAAAAGUUGUAAAAUGAAAAGCAAAAAUUGUGUGAAGUGACAGAUUUUUUAUGUGUAUAGGAAUCAUUAAUAACAGACACUGUGAUGGGAGUUUGACCUGUAAUGACGAUGAAUCCGUAAACUUUACUUGUAAUUGAAGUUCAGUAUUCAAGCCUCGAUAAUGCUGCAGCAUUACCAAUUUUAGUGACAAAUGCAGAAAGAACUAAAGGUUUAAAAGUGUGGUUACUGUCAUUUGCUUUUCAAUUAGACUCUGUGUCUGAAAUAUUCCUUUGUCAAAUAUAAAAGUGUCUUUAAUCACUUGCUCUUGAAUGUAGAGUUGUUUUGCUGCUACUGUGUUCCUACUGUGUGGACAGUUUACAUGUACUUCCUGUGAAAACCACAGCUAUUUCUGAACAUUAGAUAGACUGAGCUACACGUACAAAACCAUCUGUCUUUCUAUAUCAGCUCGUCCUUGGUUGUACUCAAACCCACACCUCCAAGUUUCCCCACAUUUAGGUUAUUUCCUCUGUCAGGGUUACGACCUCAUUUAUUGUCACAUUGAACUUUCAGUGGCUGUCUCUUUAAAGGUGCAUAAGAUGCUGCAUUUCAGUUCUAUUAAAGGAAAAGUCUGUGAUAAUCCAGUA